UUUUGAAAAUUUCCUCUAAGCCGGCACACGUGCAGAGCAACAGGGCAGAGUAAGAAUAUGGAAGGUUUCUUUCCCGACAAAUUUCUGGACGAUACUUUCUGUGAUGAAUCUUUUCAAAAUCAGAAUGAUUUUCUUCAGUUUACAGAGACUGAGACUCGCCAAGAAAGCUUCCAUGUCGGAUCGAGUUCCCAGAACCCUAUUGUCGAAGACGAGCUUUCCGCCGCCGCCGCCGCCCCUCCUCCUGCUCCUGCUGCCGCUAAUAAGAGUGAUUUUCUUCAGUAUAGUGACUGUCUCAGAGCUGUGUUCGGGCAAGAAAGUUCUCAGAAUGUGUUGAAUUCAAAUGAAGUUGCUUUUGUUCCAUACAAUGACGUACCAGGAACGGGAUCGGAAUCGGGGCAAGAAAAUUCACGUGGCAUUAACGCGAAAGAUCGUGGCCAUGGAGCUUCUCCUGCUGGGAAUCGAAGUGAUUUUGUUCAAUACAGAGAGCUACCCAGAACAGAGUAUAGUCAGGGAAGUUCAGAUGUUAUGAACAUGAGAAGGAGGAUGAUUGAUUACUUGAACAGUUGUCCUGCAGAGAGAGGCAACAUGGCAGAGUACGAAAGAGAACGAGGUUUCAGGCACAUGAUUAACGAGAGAAUGAGAAGGCAGAGACAGAGGCAGUGUUGCUUGGCCUUGCAUUCUAUAUUACCAUUUGGAACCAAGAACGACGUUAAUUCGGUGGUUCAAAUGGCAGCGAAGGAGAUCCAGAAGCUACAAGCUUGCAGGGAUGAAUUGAAGAAGCAAAAUGCAGAGCUUGAAGAAAAACUUAACAGUGAACAAGGCAACAGAGUUGAGUUGAGGCUGGCUCAUUCCACGUCUCCAAUAGAUUCAGUGCUUGAGACUCUUCAAUUAUUGACGGAUCUUGGGAUGAAUACCAGAAGCAUCACCUCAAAUUUCUCUCAUCAGGAAUUGUUUGCCUUGUUAGAGAUGCAUGCUAAUAAGAUGGGAGGAGCCGAAGUAGAAAGGGGAAAUGAGGAUGCGGAGAACGAAAAUGAAUGGAAGCUUCCUUCUCAUGACCGAGAAAUUCUCAAAAGGCAGCGACUCUGAAUGGAAUCACAAUUCACAACUGACACUGACAUCAAAUUUUGUAAAUUACACCUACUACUUAGUCAUUGAAAGACAUGAAACUGAUGAAAGGGUCAUUUCACUUCCACA
Neltuma alba is the source of this 1194-nucleotide messenger RNA. RefSeq names its product transcription factor bHLH92-like. Gene Ontology annotation, molecular function: protein dimerization activity. The transcript has 3 exons. Lineage: Eukaryota; Viridiplantae; Streptophyta; Magnoliopsida; Fabales; Fabaceae. The record is from RefSeq and is a predicted model, not a curated record. Bases 58 to 1086 code for a protein of 342 amino acids.